AUGUCCCUCCCAAAGACGUAUAAGGCGUGGCAGGUCAAGGAGGCAGGCGCCCCUCUGCAACUCCGGACGGCAGAGUUAAAGGCGCCAGGGAAAGGCGAGGUCCUCGUCAAGGUGCUCGCCUGCGGCAUCUGCCACUCGGACGUCGGCAUGCAAAAAGGCGAAUUCGGCCCCGUCAUCCCCGCGUCCCGGGCGGCGAGCGCGUUGGAGGAGCUUGGCAUGGAGGUGAGCCACGACGGAACCUGCGCAACAUGCCAGCUAGGCCAAUUCCAAUCCUGCCAAAACGGCUCAAUCAACGGCGUCACCCGCGACGGAGGCUACGCAGAAUACGUCACCCUCCGCGCCCAAGCCGUCGUCCGCGUCCCAGCAGACCUCGACCCCGCCGAGACGGCGCCCCUCCUCUGCGCCGGCGUCACCGUCUUCAACGGCAUCCGCAAGAUGGAGAUUACCCAAGGAAGCCUCGUCGCUGUCCAAGGCCUCGGCGGCCUAGGCCACCUCGCCGUGCAGUACGCCACCAAGAUGGGCUACCGCGUCGCGGCCAUCAGCUCCGGCGCCGCGAAAGUGGAUUUCGCGUCUGAGCUGGGUGCCGAGUGCUUCAUCGACAGCAGCGUCGAGGACCCCGUGGCGAGGCUCAAGGCCCUGGGCGGCGCCGAGUGCAAAGGCUAUUAG
Molecule: messenger RNA, 666 nt
Organism: Colletotrichum paranaense
Lineage: Eukaryota; Fungi; Ascomycota; Sordariomycetes; Glomerellales; Glomerellaceae
Product: alcohol dehydrogenase GroES-like domain-containing protein
Exons: 2
Coding region: 1-666 (221 amino acids)
Cellular component (GO): cytoplasm
Molecular function (GO): alcohol dehydrogenase (NAD+) activity
Source: RefSeq, a predicted model, not a curated record